Molecule: messenger RNA, 942 nt
Organism: Mycena indigotica
Lineage: Eukaryota; Fungi; Basidiomycota; Agaricomycetes; Agaricales; Mycenaceae
Product: Nucleoporin-interacting protein
Exons: 5
Coding region: 1-942 (313 amino acids)
Biological process (GO): protein import into nucleus; poly(A)+ mRNA export from nucleus
Cellular component (GO): nuclear pore
Molecular function (GO): structural constituent of nuclear pore
Source: RefSeq, a predicted model, not a curated record
AUGAAACUGACCGCGCGUAGGAACUAUUUGCUUGCCCAUGCACACGUCGAUGCAUCCGCACUAAGCAGCUCCAUUGCUCAUCUCAAUACCACCGCAACUUUUUCGCCACUCCAGCCAUUGCAGGACACUGAUGUUGCUCGUGAACUUGCGGGUUACUUGCGUCACGCUCACGAGCAAAAUCUCAUCUUGACCAUCGAGGAGGGUCGCCGACAAACGCAGGAGCAGCUCUAUCGCACGCUUGAGGAGCGAAGCAGGCGGGAUUGGGAGGCUAAAAAGAAGCGCGUGUUCGAUGAGUUGGGCGGACGCGUAGGCGGCGACAAUAAGGCUAUGGCCGAACUCAAGAAGAGUUUCCACAGCAAGCCAAGUGUUGCACCCAGCCUUACACUCCAAAUGCAAAGCAGGAUGAUGAUUUACGACAGGGUAAUGACGAGUCUGAAUGCUGCUCGUCUCCGUGGCACGUCGUAUCCCAUCGUUCACGCGCUCGCUCGCGCUGCUUACGAGGUUGCAACUGAUCCGCGUUCUGCGCAAAUGUCUCAAAACUUCCAUGUUCUUGCCAAAAUUACAGGUGAACCGCCAGCUCUACCUCCCACAGAGCACGCAAGUGCCCACAUUCUCAACGCCCCCACUUUGGAACGAAAAUAUGCCUGCGUAUACUUGGGCAAUCAAGAAACACGCGAAGCUGCCGCACUCCGUCGGCAGAUCACGAACGGCGCACGACAGGCACUGGAGGAGCAGUAUUGGGAUGUUCUGGAACGAACAAUUCAGUCACGACCAAAUGAGGCUCAGCUUGGUGGCGAUCCAAGUAUCGCGAAUAAAGUGCGAGCGUUCCUUUUUGUGAGGUACUACAAAAAUGGCGAAUGGGAGGAGAGGAUCGAGCUUGUCGCUGGGCAACCCUUAUGGGCACGACUUUUCUUCCUGAUACGAACGGGGCAUUAUCAAUAG